This is a messenger RNA of Spinacia oleracea (spinach), 6468 nucleotides long. RefSeq lists its product as uncharacterized. The record is from RefSeq and is a predicted model, not a curated record. Gene Ontology annotation, biological process: DNA integration. Bases 1 to 6468 code for a protein of 2155 amino acids. Gene Ontology annotation, molecular function: RNA-DNA hybrid ribonuclease activity; nucleic acid binding. NCBI's taxonomy places the organism in Eukaryota, Viridiplantae, Streptophyta, Magnoliopsida, Caryophyllales, Amaranthaceae. The transcript has 4 exons.
AUGGCAUUCGCAAAAUACUUUCUCAUUUUUACAAUUUUUUUCCAAUUUGGUAAUGUUGCCCUUAGCGCCAAAGAGCGUUCGGGUCCCGACUAUAUUGCACAAAUUGGCUUAGGAGGCUCUGGUUAUACACUUACAAACCCAAACACCCUAAACAAUUUAGAAUCUCUCCUCUCCGAUUUUAUAUCAAACUCUUCACUCGGUUUCUUCAAUACCUUUGCAGGUGACGACGUUCGCGAUAGGAUUUAUGGAUAUUAUCUUUGUCGAGGUGAUAUUAGUACUCGAAAAUGCAACCAUUGCUUAAAGAAAAUAAAACAACAUGUCUUUGAUCGAAGUACACUUACCUUCUACUCCAAUAGUAUUGUAUACAAUCGGCGUCUCCGUUGUGUAGUACACUAUGCAAACACCUCGACAGCGUUGGUGUAUGGCCACAAUACUUCGGUUAUUUAUGAAGGAUUUGGGGACCUUUUGGCACCAAAUUCGCGAUAUAACACAACGGUGUGGAACACGAUAGGCGAACUCGUUAACGAAGCCCGGUUCGGAAACUGGACAAAGACUAACUUCGCUACAAGGGAAGUUGAUGUUGUGGGAACUCAGGGUAAAGUUUACGUACUUGUUCAAUGCACGCCUGAUAUAUCCUCUAUGAAUUGCAGUAAUUGCCUAAGUGGAAUACGUAUUCAGCCAGUUUCUACAUCAGGAACAGUUCUGACUAAUAAUUGUUUCCUGAAAUACAAUGACGAGUCUUUCUUCGGUAGUGGAUACCGUAGUUUUAUGCCAAGUUAUUUUCAUAUGUUCUUGGUGUUGUUAUUGACGAUGAUAACAGCAGCACUCAACCAGCAAGACAUCUCCAACCGUUCCCAAAUCCUACCGGAACAAUUGGCGCUAGAAGGAGGGGACUUCCCAACCUUGUCAAGUAAAUCAGCCAUCAUGGAUACCAACAACAAAAAACCUAGAAAAAACAACAAUCUCCCACAAUCAGCAGUGAUCACACCAACAUCAGUAGCACAACCCGCAGUCAAACCUUCUCUCUUACCUGUCUCAACCAGCCAAGUCACACCACUUACCGAUCCUCCCCCAAAAACACUCAAGUCACAGAUAAGCAUUGCCCCCCCAGGUUUUGAAGACCCGAACGACGUGAUCAUAGAGGACGAAACGUCCAUGGAAGAAAGGGCACAGGAUUCCCCAUCACCCCCACAGAUUCAGAGCAACCUCUCGGCGUUGUCCCAAAGGUUCACACCACAACAGCUGCUGACGGCGUCGGCCGUCAUGAAAGCAAUGGCUGAACUGUCCUCAAGGAGGACAGAGGGAAAUCAGAUCGUGGUUACCGGCAAUCGCCCGGGUGUGAUGCCGGUUAGAAAUCUCUACGAAACCCUAGAGCAUGAAGUGGUACUGCCAGCACAACCUGAACCAAUACUUGUACAGAGUGAAAAUCCGGGUAGAAGAAAAAGGCAUAGCUCUCGGCGCAGAGAAAGGUCCACUAGACGCCGGGAGUCGGUGUCAGAGCAAGAAGGGUCGUUUCCUGCUGGUAGGGAAUCGACACCGUAUCACGAAGAGUACAUCGUACAGUCUCCACAACCAGGUUGGAAUAGAUAUGAAGGAUAUCUACCUCAUCAGGAGCCGAUGAGGCGAACCAUACACCCCAAAGACUCCCCACUCUGCAGGGGUAUACUGGAGCAACCUAUGGAGAAAGUAAAGAUGCCGACGUGCAAAUACAACGGAACCACAGACCCCGAAAAUCACUCCACCGCUUUCGAACAACACAUGAUGCUGUAUUCUGACUCAGAUGCCAUGUGGUGCAAAGUGUUCCAAACCACAUUAUCAGGGGUGGCAGCCGAUUGGUAUAAGAAGUUGCCGGCCGGAUCGAUAUUCAGUUUUCGGCAGAUCCAAGAAGACUUUGUGAGGCGGUUCAUUAGCAAGGUUGAACGAAAGAAAACAUCUGGAGAGCUGAUGUCAAUCUCACAAAGGCCGAAGGAGCCGCUGAGAGAAUACAUUACUCGUUUUAACAACGAAUCCAUCACAAUACCAGAUUUACAGCAAGAAAUAGCCGUCUUGGCUCUGUUGAGAGGGAUGCAGGAAUGCGAGUUCAAAAGGUACCUGGGAAGAAAGUCAUUUACCUCGCUGGGGGAGGCCUUGAGAAAAGCAAAUGAGUAUAUCAGGAGUGAUGAGCUGAUGCUAAUAUCACCCAUGGGGGGAAAUCAGGCAGUACAAUCGGCCAAGAAGGAUCAUGUUCCCAUACAGCAACACAAUUACCGGAAAGAUAACGGUAGAAAGGAGGGUCAUCAACAGAGAGGAGGAUAUCCGAACAGACAACAGCCGGUAGGGGCUUACCAGGUGUACACUCCCCUGAACACCGCCAGAGCCACGAUCUACGCAGUAAAUAAAUCGGCAGCGUGGAGAAAACCGUUACCGAUGGAUGCCCCAGGUAACAAUAAGAACUUUUGUGCUUUUCAUAAUGAUCAUGGUCAUUACACGGAGCAUUGCAAAGAGCUCAAGGAUAACAUCGAAGAGCUGGUAAGAAGGGGAUACCUAUCCCAGUACAGGGUUCGACAGGAAGGCCAGGGAGGAAAUAACAGGCAGGGCAGUUCGCAUAGUCAUGCCCCAUAUACACCUACUCAGCCAGGGUAUGCACAGCCCACUGGUAGGAUUGAACAGGCACCACCAUCCCGGCAAGAAAUCCGGUCAUUACCGAAAACAGGCAAAGAUGGGGCCGAUAGGGGAAAGAGACCCACGGUUUGGGUGAUCUCUGGAGGGCCCGUGCAUGGAGGUACAGUCAGCGGGGUAAUAAGAAAUCUAGAGGAGCACAGGCAUUUGGUGAGUUACCAUAGCGCAAGGAAAUGGCCGGAACCAAUCCCCCUACCGGUCAUCGCGUUCACCUCGGACGAUUGUCGCGGCAUUAUAUAUCCCCAUGAUGACCCGCUGGUAUUGGAACUCGAGAUAGCAAACUUCCCCGUCAAGAGAUGCCUGAUUGAUGGAGGCAGCUCUGCGAACAUCAUAUUAUGGGAAGCUUUCACCCAGCUGAACAUAGAUCACGGAGAGUUAACAAGGGUGAGCUAUCCCGUUAUCGGAUUCUCUGGAGCCAGCGUCUAUCCAGAAGGCAGUAUCCGUCUACCGGUUCAAGUAGGUAGAGGAUCAUCAGCCAGGGACUUAAUGGUCGACUUUUUGGUGAUAAAAGUACCAGCAGCGUAUAACGUAAUAAUUGGUCGACCAUUCAUUCAUGACGCACAGGCGGUGGUGUCCACAUAUCAUUUGACCAUGAUAUAUCUCUCAAAUCUGGAAAGAACAGAAAGGGUACAUGGCAGUCAGGAGACUGCCAGAUCGUGUUAUCUGACAGCGAUAAAGGCACCAGGAAGGAUGGUGCCGAAAACCAACCUUGCCCGAGAAGCAAACAUGCCAACCAAAAGAAAGAGAGGGGAUUUGAGCAUGGAAAGUUUUGAUGAAAGGCCGGUUUGCAUCCCAAGGCCAGCUGCAGAUGGAGAAACUCGGGAAAUUGAAUUAGUAGAAGGAGUUCCAGAAAGAACGGUACGAAUAGGUGCCGAUAUGGGGGCAGAUCAGCAGGUCAAUCUCAUCGGCCUGUUACGAGAAAAUGCAGAUGUCUUUGCCUUCUCUGCAGAUGAAAUGCCCGGUAUCAGCCCAGACAUCAUAGUGCAUCGUCUGAAUGUAGACAAGUCAGUCAGGCCGAUAAAGCAAAAGAAGAGAAAUUUCUCCAGUGAAAAAAAUGCUGCAAUAAAAGAAGAAGUGGAAAAGCUGCUGGAAGCAGGGUUCAUAGAAGUUUGUGAUUACCCCGAAUGGUUGGCCAAUGUAGUCAUGGUAAAAAAGUCAAAUGGCAGUUGGCGAAUGUGCGUAGAUUUUACCAAUCUGAAUGGGGCGUGCCCCAAGGACUGCUAUCCAUUGCCACGAAUCGAUAGGCUGGUAGAUUCAACAAGUGGCCACGCUCUUUUGAGUUUCCUGGAUGCCUUCUCAGGGUAUCACCAAGUCAGCUUGUGUAAAGCCGAUAGAAAGAAGGCCGCCUUCAUCACAGAUUCAGGGGUAUACAGCUAUAAGGCUAUGCCAUUUGGGCUGAAGAAUGCGGGAGCAACCUACCAAAAGUUGGUGGAUAGGGUAUUUGCUUCCCAGAAAGGGAGGAACAUAGAGGUAUAUGUGGAUGACUCAAUAGUUAAAAGCCGAUUGGCCAGCGACCACAUCGACGACUUGAGAGAAACUUUCGAAACUCUGAGGAGAUUCAGGAUGAAGUUAAACCCCAAGAAAUGUGUAUUCGGGGUCCGAUCAGGGAAGUUCCUGGGUUUCCUAGUAAGCGAAAGGGGAAUCGAUGCCAAUCCAGAUAAAGUAGAUGCAAUUAUGAAUCUACCAGAACCCGGUUGCAUAAAAGACGUGCAAAAGUUAACAGGAAGAAUGGCCGCAUUGACCCGGUUCAUUAGCAAAUCAGCAGAUAGGGCGUUGCCCUUUUUCAACGUGUUAAAACAAAACAAGAAAUUCAAGUGGGGAGAAACAGAAAGAGCAGCCUUUGAGGCAGUAAAACGGCACCUGCAAGUCCUACCCACAAUAGCUCGACCAGAGGAAGGGGACAUCUGCAGCUAUACAUAUCUGCUUCUCAACACACACCACAUCCUGCAAGAAGCAGAAACGAGGUACUCCUUGAUAGAAAAAUUGGGGUUGGCAGUAUUGAUUGCAGCCAGAAAGCUGAGACCUUACUUUGAUGCACACGGGAUCCAAGUCCUCACAAACUACCCACUGGAAAAAGCAAUGCAAAAAAUGGACACAUCAGGUAGACUCCUAAAAUGGGCGAUUGAACUAUCAGAGUUUCACAUGGAAUAUCGGCCCAGAAUGGCUAUAAAGGCCCAAGCACUGUCUGACUUCAUAGUCGAAGCAUCAUACCAGGAGGAGGAAAUAAAGGAAGGAAUAUGGGAAGUAGCAGUAGACGGCUCGGUCACCAAAUCAGGGUCAGGAGCAGGGGUAAUAGUUACCUCACCAGAAGGAGACCAGUUCGAAUAUGCUAUUAAGUUCUCUUUCCAGGCAUCAAACAACGAGGCAGAAUACGAGGCCGCAAUCGCUGGCAUACAGAUCUGCACGGCAGCUGGUGCUCGUAGGCUCAGGCUUACAACCGACUCACAGCUGGUAGCAAACCAGUUCUCAGGAGAAUAUGAAACGAAGGAAGAAUCCAUGAAACGAUACGCCGAAAAGCUUAAACAGUCAGUGGCACAGUUGGAAAGCUUCGAAAUAAAAUUAGUACCCCGAUCAGAGAACAUGUUGGCAGACUCCCUGUCAAAACUGGCCAGCUCAAGUGCUCUGGUAAAAUCAGUAAUGAUGGAAGUCAUGCAUCGAAGGAGCACUGAAAUAUUGAGAAAUCAGGUCAUGGUAAUCACGAGCCAACCUGAAUGGUAUGACACCUUGUGGGCAUACAAGAGAGAUGGAACCCUGCCUGCAGAAAAAACGGAAGCAAGAAGGUUGAUUAGAAACUCAUGCUGGUUUGUAAUCAUCAGAGGCCAACUCUACAAACGGGGUUUUAGCUUGCCUCUGUUACGAUGCAUAUCAGCAUACGAAUCGGCACGACUGAUAGAAGAAAUACAUGAAGGAGUGUGUGGAAAUCAUCAGGGAGGAAAAACCCUUGCACUGAAAUGCCAAAGGCAAGGAUACUACUGGCCGACAAUGCUAACAGACGCACAGGAGUACGUCAAGAAAUGUGAAAAAUGUCAAGUUUUUUCAGCAGUCAUCAAUCGUCCUGCAAACGAUCUCAUGCCAAUCCUAAAUCCAAUACCGUUCGCCCAGUGGGGAAUGGACAUUCUGGGACCAUUCACAACGGCAUCCGGUGGAAGAAAAUUUCUGAUAGUGGCAGUCGAUUAUUUCACCAAAUGGAUAGAAGCAGAACCGGUGGCAAAGAUAACUGCAAAUCAGGUCAAAAAGUUCAUAUGGAAAAAUAUAAUCACCAGGUUCGGAUUACCGAUGGCAAUCGUGAUGGACCAUGGGAAGCUAGACGACUAUAAGGCUGGUUGGGCCGAUAUUGUUCCAGAGAUACUUUGGGGAAACAGAACCACCGUUAAGGAAGCAACGGGAGAGAGCCCAUUCCGUCUAUGUUUCGGAUCAGAAGCAGUGAUACCAGCAGAAGUAGGGUUACCUACAUUCAGGAUCCAGCAUUAUGAAGAAAACAAGAACGAUCAACUGUUAAAGCAGGAGCUGGAUCUUCUACCAGAAAUCAGACUCAGAGCAGAAAUCAGGUCGGCGGCUUACAAGCAGCACAUAAGUAAUGCCUACAACAAAAGAGUAAAACACAGACAGCUUGAGGUAGGAGACCUGGUGCUCCGCAGAACUGCAGCUACAGGCAAGGCAAAGGUCCAAGGGAAGUUAACCCCAAACUGGGAGGGGCCUUAUCAGAUAUGGGAAGAAAUCGUACCAGGAGCUUUUAGGCUGAUGGAUAUGGGUGGAACAGCACUAAAAAAUUCAUGGAACGCCAGCGUCCUUGGAAAGUUUUAUGUGUAG